Molecule: messenger RNA, 1773 nt
Organism: Argentina anserina (silverweed cinquefoil)
Lineage: Eukaryota; Viridiplantae; Streptophyta; Magnoliopsida; Rosales; Rosaceae
Product: receptor-like protein 35
Exons: 4
Coding region: 1-1773 (590 amino acids)
Molecular function (GO): protein binding
Source: RefSeq, a predicted model, not a curated record
AUGACCUCUUUGUUCCACCAUUUCUUCCUUUUCUUAACCAUUACCUGUGUUACCAACCUCGUUACUGAAGUUAACAUCAACUGUAUUGAAGAGCAGCAAGUAUCACUACUCAAUUUCAAGAAAAGUCUUGUAUAUGAAAUUAAGCCUCCUUCCCCCAGGCUUAUUACAUGGAAUUCAAGUACUGAUUGCUGCUCUUGGCUUGGUGUUACUUGCAGCAUUAAUGGAUAUGUUGUCGGACUUGACCUCAGCAGAGAGUUUGUUUCAUGCAACAUUGACAAUUCCAGCAGUCUCUUCCAACUUCAAUAUCUCCAAUCUCUAUCUGUGAUUCACUUGGAUUAUAACUACUUCAAUUCUUCAGUUCCAAGAUCCUUUGCCAGUUUCUCAAACCUGACUUCCUUGAGUCUCUCUCAUUGUAACUUGUUGGGAACAUUUCCCAAAGAGAUCUUCCUUAUUCCUUCCCUUGAAGCUAUUGAUCUUUCUGGUAAUCUAGAACUUGGUGGUUCCUUUCCUGAGUUUCCAAGGAAUAGGACAGAACUCUCAACCAUAUCUCUUUCACGUUGCAAUUUCUCUGGAUCUCUAACCAAGUCAUUUGAAAACCUCACACAUUUGGUUGAGCUGGACAUCUCAUGGAACAACUUCAACAGUCCUAUCAGUUCUAUUCACUGGGAAGCCCUUGUUAAUCUGAAAAGCCUCGACUUCAGCAACAAUCAUUUCAACGGAAGCAUUCCAUCAUCUAUUGUUUCUCUUCCCUUGCUGGGGGGAUUAUCACUUUCCAAUAAUAAUUUCGCUGGUAAAUUCCCUGUCCUUUCCAAUACAUCAUCCGUGUCACUUCGCAACCUUCUUUUGGGAAAUAAUAAUUUGGAGGGAGAAAUCCCAACAUCCAUAUUUAAUCUUCAAGGGCUUAUGAAUCUCGAUCUUUCUUCAAAUAACCUUAGUGGCUUCCCUUUUACUAUUUUGCAUUUGGCUUCCAACAAAUUUGGGGGAUUACCAGAAUUCUUGAAAAAUCAAUCCACACUUUGGCAACUAGACCUUUCAAGAAACCAGAUUUCAGGCCACAUACCUAAUUGGAUUUGGAGGCUCACUUCCCUUAUAAUCCUAAAUCUUUCUUUUAACUCCAUUGUAACUCUAGAACCUCUUCUUCCUAAUUCUACUUCUACUAUCCUAACUAUCUUCACCUUGAUUGACUUCUCCUUCAACAACUUAAGCGGAUCGAUACCUAAGGAAAUCGGAGAGAUGAAAGCAUUGAUUGUUCUCAACUUAUCUGGUAAUGCUUUCACAGGCGAAAUCCCGUCAUCUUGUGGAAACAUGAGAAGCCUCGAGUCCUUAGACCUCUCACAGAACCGCCUAAGCGGCCACAUUCCCCAACAGUUGGCAACUCUCAAUUUCCUUUCGGUUUUGAAUGUCUCAAAUAAUCAACUGGUGGGCAAAAUACCAACUAGCACUCAGAUUUCGACAUUUCCAAAAAUUUCCUUUGAAGGAAACAAAGGAUUAUGGGGGCCUCCUUUGACAUCAGAUACACCAGUCUCGCCACCAAAUGGAAGUUCAAGCAACCAGAAACCCAAAGAUGAGAUUGAUUGGGACAUUAUCAGCAUUGAAGUUGGAUUUACAUGUGGAUUUGGAAUCGCCAUAGGUUCACUUUUGUUUUGCCAAAGAUGGAGGAAAUGGUAUUACAAAGUAAUGUGCAACAUUCUUUUGAAGAUAUUCCCUCAGCUUGAACAAAGAUUUGGUAGUCAUAGAAGACAUGUUUACAUAAACACAAGGUGGAGGCUUUGA